Molecule: messenger RNA, 4561 nt
Organism: Acanthopagrus latus (yellowfin seabream)
Lineage: Eukaryota; Metazoa; Chordata; Actinopteri; Spariformes; Sparidae
Product: NLR family CARD domain-containing protein 3-like
Exons: 9
Coding region: 75-3122 (1015 amino acids)
Molecular function (GO): protein binding
Source: RefSeq, a predicted model, not a curated record
GUCUUGAUUCUUAAGCUCUGAGCUCACAGUCUUCACAGACGGUUUCAACUCUCAGACUGACUUCAGGACAGAAGAUGAGUGUUUGUGGGGAGGAAGAGGAGGACAGAGCAGAACCUCCAGGGUCCAGUUGUCUGUCUGUGAGCAGUGACCAGACCAAAGAAGAUAUUCUGAACUUCAGUGAUGAACCUGGACCCUCAGACACAAAAGUUCAGUCCUGCAGACAGAGAGCAGAGUCUCCAGGAUCCACCUGUGAGUCUUUGAGGAGUCACCAGUCCAGACAAGAUCCUCUGAACUUCAGUAAUGAACCUGGACCCUCAGAUACCAAAGAGCAGAGGAGUCAUGCUUCUGUGGAGGAGCAGCCGUCCUGCUGUGUUUGGUGUCAGGACGUCCUGAAGGAUCCGGUCUCUACCAGCUGUGGACACUGGUUCUGCAGACGCUGCAUCACCUCAUACUGGGACCAGUCUGCUUCACCAGGAGACUCCUCCUGUCCCCAGUGUGGAGAAAGAUGUAGAACAACAUCUGGACUGCCAACAGACAGUCAGAGUUCUUCUCUUCCAGCCAAUAGAGGUCUGCAAGAGGUUUUAGAUGCACAUAAGAUCAGUCUGCGGAGGAGAUGUGAACGUGUGACUGAAGGAAGUGAAACAGGAAGUGGAACACUCCUCAAUAGCAUCUACACUGGGCUCUACAUCACAGAGGGACAGAGUGAAGAGGUUAAUACCCAACAUGAGGUUUGGCAACUUGAGACGGUAUCCAAGAUGACAACCCUCCAUGAAACCUCAAUUGAGUGCUGCGACAUCUUUAAAGCCUCACCUGACCAACAGAGACGCAUCAGAGUGGUUCUGACCAAUGGCGUCCCUGGCAUUGGAAAAACCUUUUCCGUGCUGAAGUUCACUCUGGACUGGGCAGAGGGCUCCGAAAACCAAGAUGUCAGUCUGCUGGUUCUGCUGUCGUUCAGGGAGCUGAACCUGAUCAGAGAUGAGCAGUACAGUCUUCUCAGGCUGCUCCAUGUUUUCCAUCCAACAUUACAGAAGGUGACAGCAGAGAAGCUCGCUGUCUGUAAACUUCUCUUCAUCUUUGACGGCCUGGAUGAAAGCAGACUUUCACUGGAUUUCAACAACCAUGAGGUCGUGUCUGAUGUCACACAGGAGUCAUCAGUCAGCGUGCUGCUGACAAACCUCAUCCAGGGGAAACUGCUUCCCUCGGCUCUCGUCUGGAUCACUUCCAGACCUGCAGCAGCCAAUCAGAUCCCUCCUUCAUGUGUCGACAGGGUAACAGAAGUACGAGGCUUCACUGAUGUCCAGAAGGAGGAGUACUUCAGGAGGAGGUUCAGUGAUGAAGAUCUGUCCAGCAGAAUCAUCUCACACAUCAAGACCUCCAGGAGCCUCCACAUCAUGUGUCUGAUCCCAGUCUUCUGCUGGAUCACUGCUACAGUUCUGGACCACAUGUUGACUACAGACCAGAGAGGAGAGCUGCCCAAGACCCUGACUGACAUGUACUCACACUUCCUGCUGGUUCAGACAAAGAGGAAGAAGCAGAAGUUCGAUGAGGGACAUGAGAUGAGUUCACAGGAGCUGACGGAGGCUGACAGGGAAAUUCUUCUGAACUUGGGGAGGCUGGCGUUUGAACAUCUGGAGACAGGAAACAUCAUGUUCUACCAAGAAGACCUGGAGCGCUGUGGUCUUAAUGUCACAGAAGCCUCGCUGUACUCAGGAGUUUGUACCGAGAUCUUCAGAAGAGAGAGUGUGAUCUUCCAGAAAAAAGUCUACUGCUUUGUACAUCUGAGCGUUCAGGAGUUUCUGGCUGCAGUCUACAUGUUCCACUGUUACACCAACAGGAACACAGAGGUGGUGGAGGACUUCCUGGAGAAAAGCUUGAAACAACCAGACUCAAACUCAGAGUCUUUACUCAAGAGGAUUGUAAAGCUUUUUAGGAAUGAUGACAGCUGUUGUCCAUCACUGGAUGUCUUUCUCAGGGAAGUAAUGGAAAAAUCUCUUAAAAGUAAAAAUGGCCACCUGGACCUGUUUGUUCGCUUCCUUCAUGGCCUCUCUCUGGAGUCCAACCAGAGACUCUUAAGAGGCCUGCUGGGUCAGCCAAAGAUCGGUUCAAGCAGCAUCCAGAAAGCCAUCGACAACCUGAAGGAGAUGAACAGUGAUGAGAUCUCUCCUGACAGAAGCAUCAACAUCUUCCACUGUCUGACAGAGAUGAACGACCACUCAGUCCAUCAGGAGAUCCAAAAGUUCCUUGAGUCAGAAAACAGAUUAAAGAAGAAACUCUCUGUGAUUCACUGCUCAGCUCUGGCCUACAUGCUGCAGAUGUCAGAGGAGGUUCUGGCUGAGUUCGACCUAAAAAAAUACAACACAACAGAUCAAGGUCGACUGAGACUGAUUCCAGCUGUGAGGAACUGCAGAAAUGCUGUUCUUUCUAACUGUGGACUCUCGGAGACUCACUAUGAAGUUGUGGCCUCAGCUCUGAAGUCCAACCCAUCCCACCUGAGACAGCUGGACCUGAGUGGAAACAAGCUGAAGGAUUCAGGAGUGAAGCUGCUGUGUGGGGGGCUGGCGAGUUCACGCUGUAGACUGGAGGCUCUGAGUUUGGGUUGCUGCAGUUUGCUGGUGAACAGCUGUGCUUAUUUGGCUUCAGCUCUGAAGGCCAACCCCUCCCAUCUAAGAGAGCUGCAGCUAAGUGGAAACUACCUGCAGGAUUCAGGAGUGAAGCAGCUGUGUGAAUUUCUGCAGAGUCCACACUGUAGACUGGAGAUUCUGAGAUUGGGUUACUGCAGUUUGUCAGAGAUCAGCUGUGCCUCUCUGGCCUCAGCUCUUAAGUCCAACCCCUCCCAUCUGAGAGAGCUGCUCCUGAGCUUCAACAACUUGUAUGAUCCAGGAGUGAAGCUGCUGUGUGAUUUUCUGCAGAGUCCACACUGUAGACUAGAAACUCUGAGAUUGGGUCAGUGCAGUUUGUCAGAGAUCAGCUGUGCUUCUCUGGCCUCAGCCAUUAAGUCCAACCCCUCCCAUCUGAGAGAGCUGGAGAUGAAAGGAAUUAAGACGCUGGAUUCAGGAGUGAAGCCGCUGUCUGAUCUUGUGGAGAGUCCACACUGUAGACUGGAGAGUCUGAGCUGGAAGUGAUCUUUGUUCCCUGACGAUCAACAGAGGUUGAAGCAGCACUAUCAGCGGCGACAGACCAAUCACAACAAGUGAAGAUGACUGUCAGUGCUGCAGUCUGAACUGAGAUCAGCUUCAGUCUCUGCAGACACACUCAAACAUCUCCCCCACCUGCAACCUUUAUUGUGUCUUGUGUUUUUAUUCUCUUAUCCUCUCUAUUGUCCAUUACUGGAUUAGUAAUGAAUUGCGAAACACUUUUACUUCAGUGCUUUGAUGGCAUGAUAUAGAACAUUACCUUCUUUCAUUUUAUGAUAACUAGUUGACCUUAGGAGUGGCGUCAAGUCUCACAGGAGUUAAACAAUCUACUGCUGUUGACGUUUAGGCUACAUUCAAACAAAAAGGAUCACAGAGCUGAAGGUGUAAGGAAACUACAUUCAGACAAUAACACAGGAAGAAAACUUUAUGAAGAUAAAAUUCACAGAUUGAUCCAAUUAAUACCAUUUAAAUGUCAUGGAAGUCAUUUGACGGGGAACACGUACAACAAGAUUUAAUCUUAAACAGAGAAAGGUUUUAUGUAAUUUAAAUAUAUUUAUGAUGUUUGUGUGUUUACUUUUUGUUUUGAAAUGUUUUCAUUGCUUAUAUUCACAUUUUUGUGCAUUUGCCUUAAUAUUUGUACCUUGAUGCCUUUGAAUUGAGCUGAAUUGAACAAUUAAAAGAAGAGAAGCUCUGAGCUCCUGUUAUCUGCAGUCUCAAGGAAGGUAAACACACUCAUGACCUUAAUAUUUCUAUAAUCCUGUCUAGAAACGCUGCAUGUAAAAGGCAAUUUAGAUGGUUUUAAUGUCAUACUACUUUCCUUAUGUAGUCGUUUCUCCUCCUCUGAGCCUUUCCUCGCUCUCACGUUGUGUACACAAAUCUCAGUAUAUUCGUUUUAAGACUUAAAGCUUGUCAUUAAACUUCAGGGGAUCAGGCUGGAGAGAGUUCAUGUUUCUCUGACUGUACAUCAUAUAGUGUGUGUGUGUGUGUGUGUGUGUGUGACAUAAUUGUGUCUACCUUUUGAAGUGAUAUGAGCUGGCAGGCCAAAUGCUCAGAGGAUGGACAGAAUUAGAAAAAGACAGCUGUCUAAAUAGGGAGAAGAUCUAAAAAAAAAAAAAAAAUCCAUCCCAACUUGAAAACACAAACUUUUCUGGAGGUUACAGACUCGGACAGAGUCGGUUAACUAGGGCGAAGAGAGGGAGGAGAAAAGUAGGAAGAGUUGUAAGUAAAUAGACGAUAAGGUGACAGAGUAAAAGAGAAGUAAAAAUAAAACAAAUAUGUUAAAAUGACUGAAGUCUUUUUACAUUAACCUGCACCUGUCUGAUCUCUAUGUGCCUCACUGCUCUCUUAACCUGCCAGUGUUAGCAGCAGUAACCAGUAACACAACAUCACCAAACUCCAUUAACAAAUGUGGUGAUUUUAAGAGUUGU